CGUGGGUGUGACGGGGCGGUGCUUGGCUAGUCACGUGACUUUCGUGGGCGUUUGUGGGCGUGCCUUUGCAAGUUGAAAGUUGCAGGUGUCUUGACAGGAGACUGAACUGUGUCUGAAGGCUUUUGCUGCGACUGGAGCCCUGUGUGCUUUCAGCUGAAGGCCUGAAACUGGAGGCUUUGGAUUCAUAGGCCAAACACAGCAUGAUACGAGAUAGAGGCUCAGUUUGGACAACAAAAAGAUGAAGGCUGGCGAUGUGUGUCGAUGCAUCAAUGACUUCACUGGCAUGUCAUCAGACGAACUCACUGUCUACAAGAAUGACAUUGUGCAGAUACAUUCCGUUGUGGACCGACACUGGAUGGAAGCGGAAGGGGGUGGAGCCGUUGGCCGUGUACCAUCUAGCAUCCUUGUACAAGUGGAUUUGCCUCCACAUCCACCAAAUCUUCCACUUUUUGUUGCAUCAGCAGAGUUCUUGCCUGCACAGGCUGGAGAUCUUGGAUUGGCCAGAGGGGAUUUCGUCAUAGGCCUAAACCCAAUUGACGAGUCAUGGUGGUGUGGAGAGCUGAAUGGCAAGAAGGGGAUCUUCCCCCGCAACUUUGUGUGGGAGAUCAAUACUGACAUUUUGGAGGUGAGCGACACUCAGGAGAAGCAAGUGAACAUGAAAGCGCGAGUGAUGAUGAGCAUCCGUGCACAGCUUCCUGAGGAGCUGAAUCUGUAUGCAGGAGACACCAUAAGGAUCACCCAUGUGAUAGACAAGGACUGGUUCAGGGGAGAAUCCAAUGGGGAAACAGGAAUAUUGCCAGCCAGCUUUGUGGAGAUUAUUGAAGAGAAUUCAGUGCCUUUGUCCUCGACUCCGUACCAAGAACCCCAGAGUGCCGCAAAGCCCAGUGACAGUUCGACUUUAACAGAGUUUCAUUCUGACGAUUACAACAGGCCCUCCCCCCCUGCAUCAAAGGAAAGUAUAGAGACAAGCUUGGACUAUAACAAGCCUGUCAGUUCUAGUUUUCUGCCCCCAAGCGCUGAGGAGAGUAACCAGAAGAGGCCAACAUCAAAUCUGAUAGACCAGGUGAGAGAUGCCCCAGUGAAGCUCUCCAACACAUCUUCUUACUGGAAGACUGUGUCAGGGGAGGCAGAUGAUGAUGAUGACAUAUUUGAUGAUGAUUACUUCAAGCAGAACAUGCCCAGCGUCUAUGCUCCUUCAAAGUCAGAGAGAAACAUAGCCUCGUCUACUGUAGGCCAAACACAGUUUAUGACCCCCCCUUUGAGUGAAGCCAGUGCCUCCCCUGCAUUUGCAGAACUGAAUGUCAAGCAAGAGAGCAAAAGUGUGGAUCUCACUGCCACAGGAAGCAGGUAUGAGAACUUGGGUUCAUGGGAUACAGGAACUCUUGAAGACCUUUCCACACCUAGUGCCUUAGCCAGUGCUCAGGAGCUGGAAGAACUAAACAGGGUUAACUCAAUUUCGAAAAAGGUGGAGAGUUACUUCUCUCAGAACUUGCUAGAAGACUCUGGGGGAGAAAAAAUCCUUAGUCGUAAUAACAACAGUCUGUUGAAGGAUUACAACUCCCUUUCUUCACCAGGAUAUAACGAAGACAAUACGGGUAUUGAGCCCUACGGUCGGGCUGUAUUCUCUUUUAGUGCCCAGUACCCAAAUGAACUUACCUUCAAAAAGGGUGAUAUACUUCACCUCAUUAAACACAUUGAUUCACAUUGGACUCUUGGCAGAAUUGGAGAAGCCAGUGGAAUAUUCCCCACAUCAUAUGUGGAUAUCAUAGUAAAUUGCUUGCAUAGUGAGGAGGAAAUGUUCCUUUCACGUUCUGAAGGUUUGCCUCAGACAGUGUACCUGGGCCAUGCACAAGCAGCUUAUGAUUUCAAGCCUUCAGAAUCAGGGGAUGUCUCAAUGAUCAAGGGAGAUAUCCUCAAGAUUCUAAAGUUUGUUAAUGAUAAUUGGGUAAUUGUGGAGAAUACAAAUGGCUCAAAAGGUAUGUGUCCUAGGAAUUACCUCCAUAUGUUAGUAGAGGGUUCGCAAGAGCAGACUGUGGCCCCAACGAGUCUGUCUCCUGGCUUGACUUCAGAGCCUGCUGCUGAGAGAAUGUCCCGCCUGCCCACCCAAGAUGUAGAGCAGGCUAGGUCAAGAAGUUCCUCACCCUACAAUGCUCUGGGAAAUCGUCGUUCCUACAAGAAAGAUGACUUUGGGUCUAUCAAGACUAAAGAGGUUGACCAAGAGCUGGCCAAGAACAUUGCAUCACUGGAUGUUACUCUGCGCAGCAAUCUUAGCCCUCUGGAGAAGAAGAGUGGUGAAAGUGUGUUCAGUGAGAGGGAGAGCAUUCAGAGUGAAAGCAUAAACAAAAUUCAGGUUGUCAGGAAAGCACCUGCAAGGCCUCUCUCUGUGCCUAAUAUGUCUUCUAGAGUGAAUAAAAAGUCUUCCACUGAUGGAAACACAGCACUUACUGAGACAGUAGAUUUGAGAAGAAUGUCUACACCUCCAAUAGUUCAACCAUCUUCCUCUCCGACCACACCAUGCACACCCAGCACUCCAACAACUGUGCAGAUGUCUUUAGAGGACAAGGUGGUACCAGUGGCAGCCCCUCGAACCAUGAUCCUUCCUCCAGUCCCUCCAAGGACGAGACUCAAUAAGUCAGACUCCACAAAGUCAGUUGCAUCAGAAAGUAUUGCAGAGUCUCCUCCUGAAACGGCUGUAAGUGAGGACAAGCAUUCAACAGUCACAGAAGAACCAGUAUACUCACAAGUACAGAAGCCACGACUCUCUGGAAAGCCGUCAGAGAAGCCGAGAAUACAGAAGUUAGAAAAGGGGACAAGCCUGACGAGGGGAGACAGUGCCAACAGUGCAGCCUUUCCAGAUGACAUCUCAAGUGUUAGUGAAAACAGUUACUCAUCAGGCUUGGCCAACGAAAGCACCACACCUGCUCUGACUCCUCAGAGGCCAGCACCACCUCCUCCACCAAAGGUUUUUGAAAAGGAUGAGGAACUGGAGGAGUACUACUCUCUGCCUCCUGAUGAUUUGCAUGUGAGUAGGGAGCACAAGUUACUUCAAGCAGACGAGGGGUUGGAUGCUGCUGGUGUUGAUGUUGAUGACAAAGCAAGCAAAAUAGGUGAAGGCACCACAGCAUCUGCUGAGGAAGAUGCAGAAAAGGCAGCUGCUUCCUUGGUGAGAAGAUCGAACCAUCGCCAUGAGCUGGUGCAGGAGAUGGUGACCACAGAGUACGAGUACAUCCAUGACCUUGAGGCGCUCAUCCAGGUGAUUCGCCUGGCCCCCUCGCAGAAGGAGGCUCAGACAGUCGAUAUCAAAACCCUUAUGGGGAACAUCAGCCAGGUUGUAGUUGUGGCAAAGAAAUUCUUGUCAGAGCUAGAUAAGGUUGCCUACCACAAAGAUGAGGAGCUGAUGGUAGGGCAGGUCUUCCUGAACUGUGCUGAUGAAAUGUGCGAAGUGUACAAGGCAUAUUGUUCCAACCAUAAUGUUGCUGCUGAACCUCUGUUAAAGAAGUAUAUAGAAGACCCAGGACCUGCAGCCUUCUUGCAGUGGGUGUUGCAGGAACUUCAGCAGCACAAGAUUCAGCUGAUGGACAUGAGAUCAGUCCUCAUCAAGCCAGUCCAGAGAGUCCUGAAGUACCCCCUCUUCCUGGACCGCCUUGUGAGUGAGACGCCCGUGGGGCACCCAGACUUCCAGGACCUGACGGAGGCCAAGGCCCGGAUGGCCAACGUGGCCAAAGACAUCAACGAGUACACCAAGAGGCUGGACCUUAUUAACAAAUAUCGUGCUGGAGGGGACCAGUCUCUCCAGAGCAAGAUGCAGAGAGUGAGCAUGCACUCAGUGGUAAAGAAGUCGGCCAGAAUCUCAGCCAUGGUUUCGGAGAUGCUGGGCAUCAUGAGCCAGACCAAAGACCCUGAAUUUGAUGAGGAAGUUGCCAAGUUCCGAUGUGUGCAGAAAGCAGCUCAGACAAUGGCGCAGGAUGUCAGCGUCCUCCUCCAAGCUGUCAUUGCACGUCACAAGGCUGAGAUGGAUAUUUCGAGGAAUCUUGCUGCAACUCUUCUUCAAGCAGCAGCAACUCCGGAGAUGGAAUCCAUCCAGAGGGUCACACAUGACACCUGUAAUAGGCUCGUCAAGAUGUUUGAUUCCUUCAUUCAGCAAAGGGUGAUUCAGCCAGCAAAGCAGCUUGUGAGCCUGUGUGAGGUGCCAGAAAGGCUGAUCCAGAAAAGGUAUCAUAAGAUGCUCGAUUACGACAAUGCGCAGUACAAGCUGGACAAAAACAAAGAUGCCACCAAGACCAGAAUUCUGGAAGAGGAGCUGUCACAGAUGAAGGGCACGUAUGAGGCCCUGAACACUCAGCUGAUGAUGGAGCUGCCCGUCCUGACCAGGUGCGGCAGUGAGGUCCUCUCCUUAGCCACGCGCUCCCUGGUGGCUGCUCGCAUGUACCUGCAAGGCCACCUGGCCAAACUCUACCUGCAACUGGCUCAGAUCCCAGGAUUGUCUUACACGGGUGAGGAAGAGAUGCUGGCCCAGUUCCGCGUCAAGUACCUGCAGCAGAUGGGUGAAUUCCGUCAGCUGAGUUUCAUCCCGGCUGACACCCUCCAGAAGACGCUGCCGAGAGCCAAGCAACGAAGCAGGAAGUCUGCAGAUAUGAGUGCUAAUAAGAAGGAGACGCCAGAGGCAACAAGGAAGAAGGUACUGAGCAGCUACCCAGCAAAUCUCAUUUAUGUUGUGACGGAGGUGCACACCCCAGCCGAGGUCAUGGAGCUGACGCUUUACCCAGGAGACCACGUAGCGCUGCUGAAGAACAAAGAUCCCCUUGGCAGGACAGACAGAUGGUUCAUUGAUGACGGAGACAACAAGGGCUUUGUGAGAGCAUCAUCCCUGAGACCUCUUCAGGGCUAUGACAGCAGGGUCCCACCCAGUGCUUCUCAGCCCUCCACGCUCCCCAGCUCAGCUCAACCCUCGGCUCCUGUCAUUUCACGUCCAUCCACCCUCCCCCGUGCUGCCCCUACCCCUCCCCUGCCUGAACGCCCACCGCGUUAUGAGGAUCUCUUCCCUGGAGCCUCAGCAACGGCCAUGGCACCCAGGGCUCCGUCACAGGCUCCACCAAGCAUGCAGUUCCUUCCCCCGGCAGCACAGCAAACACCUCCCCCCCACUACCCCAAUCAACAGUCAGACCGGGGUGCAUCUCCUCUCCCGAACAAAGGUGGUUGCCAAGAGCCUGCCACAAGGGGGCCAUACUACACACGGGUUGUGGAGAGUGAAUACUAUGCACCUCCGCUCGAGAGACAGCAGUCCAAUGAGUACAACUCUCCAGUUGCAGAGGAAAACAAUAUCUAUGAAGAAAUUGAUCAGGUAUCUGAGGCUUCUGCGCAAAAGAGAGACAGCAAAGAGCCGGAGGAAAGUCCCAUCUAUGAGGUCAUUAAGGAUGGGCAGUUAGUGGAUGAAGCCACCUACAGCAACACAGACCAGGACACUCUCCCAGAAACAGAGGCAGAAGAGUUUCCGUUCUACUAUGCACUAUACAACUUCGGUGGCUCAGACAGCACUCAGCUCAACUUGGUGGCUGGACAGGUCGUUCUUGUCCUGCACGCCAAGUCAUCUGAUUGGUGGUUUGUGGAAGAUCGCACUGGACACCAAGGUUAUGUUCCUGCUUCCUACCUCACUAAAUAUUCAUGAGAAAUAAACUCAAACAGGUUUAAGGUUCUGCCACUGUGUUCUUCCUUCCGGGUCUCUGUUGUGAAGAGGCUUUUUACUCUGCUCCUUGUGUCUUAUAUCUUCUUUUCCUGGAUUAUAUCUUUUAUUGCCCUCUUAUCUUUUUUUCUAUCUCACUUUCUAUCUGUGUUCCCUUCCCAUCCCACUUCCUCCUUCCUUCCCCUGUUUUCUUGCUUUAAUUUUUUAUCCUACUGCCCUUCCCUCUCUGUGGAGCAUUCUCCCCAUGACUGUCCUCUCUCUCUCUCUCUCUCUCUCUCUCUCUCUCUCUCUCUCUCUCUCUCUCUCUCACAUAUAGAUUUCGAGAUGAAAAAGAUGUGGGAACAGAGUAAGAGACGUUUGUUGAGAAGUUUUAGCCAUGGUUCACAUAAGCCAUAAGCCAUUGAUGGUUCUUAUAGUAACAACAAGCAUUUCUUCCUUUUUCUUCUUUUACUUCUGUUGUAUAUCUUUGUAUUUUUUUUUUUUCAAUUUCUUCCUUUAUAUCUACUCUACCAAAGUUUUGGAGAUUAUAUUUUAAGAAUCCCUAUCCUCUUUCUUGAAAUAUCUUGAGUAAUCUGCAUCAAGGAUUCAGAUAAGAAGGAACCAUAUCAUUUAAUUUCAUUACAAUUAAUUGUUUCUGCACAUCCCAAGUGUUCAAAAUGAUGCCAUUAAUGGUCCUUAGGUUAUAUUAGGUGCUCAGCUGAGUCUUGCUGUAAACACUUGUGUUAGUUUAAAACUACCCUUUCCUGUCCUUUACAUGUGUUAUGAUAAUAGUCAAAGUAGAGAGGUCUCAUCAGGGUGAAUUUUUGCACAGUAGGUCAUCAUUAGCUCCUAACAUGAUCCACCAAUGAUAAAAUCUUCCCCUUAACUAUUUGUCUAUAUUGAGGGCAUAUACAAUAUAUCCGGUAAUAGUUGUGUUGCAUUCAUUGAUGAAUUUCAUAAUGUAUGUAAAUUCUCUGCAGUCUGUGAUUGCUUUGAGAUGUAUUGCUUUUCUCAGUUUUUGUCUGUACAUGAGACUUCCAAAAGGUCAGUAAAAGAACUUUUUGUGUGUCAGAUAAAGAGAUAAAACCUUUGCUUAAAAUGACCAGGGCAAUGAUGUUAUAUUUGUUACUUUUGGGGUUUAUGUAAAGGUUGUAUGGUAAAAUGCCAGGUGCAGUCAGGUAAGGGAGGCAAGUAGAUGAUAAGAAAUAAUAGAUAAAUAAAGAAGUGAAAUCGUUGAAUUGAAGAUGAUUUUUUUGUAUAUACUUGUAUUAAGUAAUUCAGGAGAGUGAGAAGACUGUUUCAUGAACUUUGAAAUCAUUCCAUAUGGAAUGAAUUUGCACUUUAUCUCUAAAUGCCAUAUUCUGGGAUUUUGGUUUAAGAUGUCUUAUCAGGGAGUAUAUUUAGUUGUGCUGGAAAUGAUUUUUGUCACAUGCAAAACCACCUUUGCUUACAUGAGAAAAACUUUUGUAGCACAUACAGUAGUCUUGGUUACAUGAAAUAACUAAGCUUCAGCUAUGACUCUGUCUGUCCUGCUCUCCUGACACUUCAUAGUUAUACCCAGAAUAAAUAUUUUCCAUAUGACAAAAUAGUUUUCCUUCUCACUUUCAGCUGAUUUUGCCAUGCAUAUAUUGUAUCUUUUUAUCAUCCUAUCAUCUAUGCACCUGUUAUUUUCUUUAAUCAUAUCAAUUAUUAAUGAAAUUUAGGAUACUUACGAAUACCAUUACAGUUGUAAUGAUGAUGGUUUUGUGUAAAGCAUGGAUGGAAUACAUUAUCUUGUAAGAAUGGUUGUGUGUUUGAAAAUAGGAGCUUAAAUUUCCUGCUUAAUUAAUGUAAUUUCCAGCCAUUUCUUUAUAUAUUCAUAUAAUUUUUUUUUAUUAUUAAUAUUAUUGUUAUACUUAAUAUCUCUUAUUUAAGGUAAAAUUCAGUAAUGUCAGAAAAAUCAGAUCUUCUGUUAAUACUGCAGUCAUAUAAGACUGUUAACUGUACUGUCAGAUAUCAUAACACUUGUAAACUUUAACAUAACUUCUUAACCUUAAUUUAAGUUAAGUAAACUUAAUGAAAGGUGGUAGUUACGGUAACUACAGUCAUUAUUUAUAAUUUGGAAAUGAUUUCAAAAGAGAAUACAUUUUUAUGGCUUUAUUGACAACAUAGGAUAGAAGAAUCACAAAUCUCGAUAUAUUUUUUUAGGAUGUAAACAUUUUUCAUUUCAGCUUUAAACUAAUAACAGUACAGAGACUUUAUUUAAUGUACAUCAUUCCAUGUUUCAUUUUAAAUUUUCUGCUUCCAGAUAUAUGUCUGUAUGUCAUACUUCUAUAAAAUCCUGACAAUGUUUUGAUGUUGAUAUUUCAUUUACACAUUUUGAUUUAAUCUAUAAUAUUCUCUUCUUUCCUUUAUACACACACA
Messenger RNA from Penaeus indicus, 8062 nucleotides. RefSeq names its product dynamin-binding protein-like. The record is from RefSeq and is a predicted model, not a curated record. The transcript is spliced from 21 exons. The coding region runs from base 239 to 5665 and encodes 1808 amino acids. Gene Ontology annotation, molecular function: guanyl-nucleotide exchange factor activity; protein binding. Lineage: Eukaryota; Metazoa; Arthropoda; Malacostraca; Decapoda; Penaeidae. Gene Ontology annotation, cellular component: cytoplasm.